Molecule: messenger RNA, 888 nt
Organism: Oxyura jamaicensis (ruddy duck)
Lineage: Eukaryota; Metazoa; Chordata; Aves; Anseriformes; Anatidae
Gene: ATP1B2
Product: ATPase Na+/K+ transporting subunit beta 2
Exons: 5
Coding region: 53-682 (209 amino acids)
Biological process (GO): potassium ion import across plasma membrane; intracellular sodium ion homeostasis; sodium ion export across plasma membrane
Cellular component (GO): sodium:potassium-exchanging ATPase complex
Molecular function (GO): ATPase activator activity
Source: RefSeq, a predicted model, not a curated record
UGCACGGCCGUCGUGCAAGGCCGUGGUGCGAGGCCGGUCCCCGUGCGCAGGGAUGAUGAUCCGCCCGCGCGCCGAGGGCCUCGACGUCACCUUCAACGUCACCCAGAGCCAGACCUGGCUCCACUACGUCCGCGCCCUGCACCAGUUCCUCGAGCCGUACAACGACAGCGUGCAGGCCGCCCGCAACGCCGCCUGCACCCCGGGGCGCUACAACGAGCAGCCGGACGACGGCGUGCCCAACUACCCGAAGCGCGCCUGCCGCUUCAACCGCUCGCUGCUGGGGCCCUGCGCCGGGCUGGGCGCCGCCGACGACUACGGCUACGGCACCGGGCGGCCCUGCGUGCUGCUCAAGGUCAACCGGGUCAUCAACUUCUUCCCGGGGAGGAAUAAGAGCAUCAGCGUGGUGUGCGCUGCCAAGCGGGAGGAGGACGCUGCCCUCCUCGGGCCCCUCCAGCUCUUCCCCCCUAACGGCACCAUCGACCUCAUGUACUUCCCCUACUAUGGCAAGAGAGUGCACGUGAACUACACGCAGCCGGUGGUGGCGGUGCAGUUCGCCAACGCCACGGCCAACGUGGAGCACCAUGUCGAGUGCCGCCUCAACGCCGCCGGCCUCCGCGCCGACGACGAGCGCGACAAAUUCGCCGGCCGCGUCGCCUUCCGCCUGCGCAUCAACCGGGAUUGAGGACCCCCCCCCCCCCCCCAACCUCCCUGCGCCGCCCCCCACCCCUCGAGCCAGGUCUAACCUCCCCCCCUUCUGCCCCUCCAGAUGCUCCUAAUAUAAGAAUAAUAAAUGUACAUAGAUAUUUUUUAUAUUAUAUAUAAAUUAAACGGUGUGGUAGGGCCCCGGCUUCUCUCCUCACCCCCAAAUGCCCGGGUUUUGCCCCCAGA